ACCAUGGGCUUAAAGAAGCAUGAGUAUUGUAAGCAUUCUCUUAUAUGAAAUGAAAUGAAUCCCCUCUCCUUGAAAUUUCUUGUUCUCCUCUCUAGCCUUCUUCUUUGUUUCUUUCCCUGUUCUUUCAUUUUUUUUUUUUUUUAUUUUAGUUACAAAAUUUGUAGUCAGUAAGAAAGGGAACGCAUCAUUAGUAUCAGAGCCUCCAUCUUGGCAAUGGGUGAAGUGAUGAAGACCAUAUUUCAGAUUGAUGACACUCUGCUGCAAGAACUAAUGGAGCGCUUCGAAUUCAGAUUGAAUAGUAUGUUUGAUCAGUUGCGUGAAGCUAUUGGAUCCCACCUGAAAAGUAUGAUUUCCCAACUUAACCAAUUAUCUGCUAAUCUGGACAAUAUUAGUGAAGCGAUUAGUGAUUCUGAGGUGAAUAUAGAAGAAAAUGAUUAGCAGAUAGAGCGGAAACCAUCUAUGGAGUCAAUUGAUGAUCUCUCCUUCUCAUCGUUGUCCUCCAAUAUUGAUUUACCUGUGACCAGUAAGUCCUUACCUUAACUUGCAGGAGUUAGUUCAGUAUUUAAGCAUGAUGAAUCACCUAAUUGUAUGGUUGUCGGUGUUUUCGUGUUAAGGAAUGUACAGUUUUUUAAUGUUGGAAAUAGGUUCAGGACUUUUGUGGUAGUAGAUAACAGAAAGGGUGCCAAACCUUCCCUUGUAAGGGUUGUUGAUGUUCGUGGAACAAUAGAAAAGGCUUGUUCAAUAGUGUUUAUAGUUGGAAAUAACCUUGUUCUUUGUGAUCCUUAUGGGUUUAGACUUCUAGUAAUGAGAAAGAUUUGGGGUGAUGGUUGGGAAGCUGACUUUGGAAAAGUUAAUGACGGAAAUUCAUGCUUGUCGUCAUUGAUCACAAUCACUACACUUUUCGGUUUGAAUUUUUUGAUUGAGACUUGCCUUGUUAAUAGUACUGUUAUUUGUUUGGUAUUCAAACACUCUUCCUGUUACCUUUAUUUCCUGGAGGAUGGCAUUGCUAGUCUAGUUGCCAAAGAGCAAUCUAAUUCAUUUGUGUUAAUGAUUGUCAGAGUUAUCAGUUCAUAUGUUGUUGAACAAGUUCAACUGGCACUUGAUAAGCUUACUUUUGUUUAUAAGAGAUUCAACAACCAAGUGUUGUUGUUUGAGGAGCCCUUACUUGGGGUAGUUUCAUUACUAACUACUAUUUGGAAGCUUCAGUCAUCUACUGAAUAUUCGAUCAGUUUAUAUCUGGAGUUUCUUUUGCUUUCUUUAGUGGAAAAGUGUUAUAAAACUGAUCUGUCCAUUUUAGAGGAAGAUAUUUUCAAGGUUAAUCAGCCGAGGAACUUUUUCUCUAUUGUUGUUAUGAGGGAAUGAUAUGUCUUAGACAAAAGCAGUUUCGGGAAGCACUGGAACUUCUACACAUUGUUGUGAUUGCUCCUAUGUCUAUGAUCAAUGCUAUAGUUGUUGAGGCUUACAAAAUAUACAUAGUGGUCGCUUUUAUUUACUAUGGAUAGUUUUCUACCAGUCUCCCUAAGUAUGCUUCUUCAGUUGCUCAAAAAAAUUGGAAGAAGCACUCUGAGUUCAUUAGCUAUCCAAUUUACUUCUGGGCCGACAAGACAAUUGAGAUAAAGAUUGGUGAUGAUGAAGACAAUGGACCUAAAGAGAAUGAUAAUGAAGCUAUAUGCCUUCGAAUGGUACUGGUCUGUGAAAUGCUUACUUGUCAUAUGGCCGUAGACAAGCUGUUCAUUCCUGGGGUUUGGGAACUAUUUUGGUCAACAAUGGUUCCUGUGUGCUGGCUCACAGUAGAGGGGUGGAGUGCUACUGGUGUAUAAUUGGAUUACAUGAGUAAAGAUCAUGUUGCUUCUCAGCUUGCAAAUUGCACUGUCUCUCAAAAUACGUCAUUGAUUCUGUUACAGAACAAUAUGCUAGAAUCAAUGAUGCGUGAGAUGCAGUGUUUGUUAUGUGUUACUGGUGCUGGAAAAUUACACCUUGAGCUCUGUUUCAAGAAUUUACAAAAAGAUUUCUGGAUGAUAUUGAGAUUAUCAUACCUGAUCCUUUUGUGCCAUUGUGUGAGACUAUCUUUGAGAGGUCUUACAGAACUAUGAUGAGCAAGUUUAUUAAUAAGCACAAUCAGUGGCCGACAGAUGAGGAAACAGUGGCUGAAGAUAACAUGAGGAAUAAUUGCCUUGAAGUCUUUGAUGUGAUUCUCUAUACUGAUGACCUCUACCAAGUUGGUGGUCAUAUCUAUUUCAUUAAUAGGAGGGUUUCCUGUGCUUUUCAGUUUAUGGCCAAGCCAGGGCUUCUGAAGCUACUUGCUUGGGGGAGAAUCAAGCUCCUGAGCAAGCACUUGAUGGGUUUUUCCUUGUCUUUAACUAGAAGUCUAGAAAUGUAUUAUACUUGAAAUGGGUUGUCCAACCUGUCGUGGUCACUUGUGUUGUGCACAGUAUGAUAGACAAACUAGAACCUACUAGUGUUGAAGCAACUGUUGUUGCAAAUACUCAAUUGGAAGUUGCUUGAGUUCUGUUCAAAGAUCUUGCUAGUGUUCCUUACAAGAGUAGCAACGUAACAGUAAAAACAUGUGCAACAGUGCUUGCAAGAACACUGUUAGAGUAAGAUACCUCUCAUCUUGAAUAUGAUGUUACCAAAAAUGAAUAUGUUGAUAUGAUAAAGGCUGGUAUUAAUAACCCAUUAGAAGUAAUUCGAACUACUUUGGUUCAACUUGAAAGUGUGACAUCAUUGACGACAACAACUGAAGCUGUCCUAGUUAAAUCUCCAAUGGUGAGAAGGAUGUUCCAACAAUGCAGCGUGGUUGGGGUAUCCUGUCCUUCGAUCCUUGAGGACAAGUAUCUUCUCAAAGUAGGAAGUAUUGAUACGUGCCUAUUUUAUUGUAUUGUAGUUUGGGCUUAAAGAAUUAGACCAAUUACCUAUAUGGACUGCUAUUUCAUUUCUUUGCAUGUAUGGCCUGUUAAGGUCCUUAUUCAAAUACUAUUUUCCUUAGUGUUAGAUGGGAAUAGAGGCUGUCUUCCCCGAUAUUCUUGAGAUGCAGCUGCCAACGAGAAUGAGCAGCACAAAAGGGAGAAGCACGAGUAUUGAAAUUUGGACAGAAUGGAGUUGACAGGGAGGACUCUCGAUGGGUAGUGGUGGAGGGAUAGCAGUGGGAUGAUGAAGCUGAUGGAAUGAGCUUUUAAGUGGACUAGGUAAUGGUUGAAAUCGAGUGAAUGAUGAUGGCUGUUGGAUUUUUUUGGCCGUGUUCUGGUCUCUGUUCGUGGGUUGUGGUCUUUACCUCUGUGUGUGUGUGGCUGCCCUCUGUUGCCUGACGGUAGAUGGCGGUUGUAGAGACUUGAAUAUAAGCACUGAGUCCCCAUUGUGAUGGAAUCCCAGGUCAAAAGAAGUUUAUCAUCUUACCAUCAUCUGUAUUCAGCUCAAUCUUAAACUUUCAAUUAUCUUAAGUUUAGUUUCCAAAUGAAAUUCAAUCAGAAGAUAACAACAAA
Molecule: messenger RNA, 3479 nt
Organism: Durio zibethinus
Lineage: Eukaryota; Viridiplantae; Streptophyta; Magnoliopsida; Malvales; Malvaceae
Source: RefSeq, a predicted model, not a curated record